AUGGUUAACAAUGGUUUUGGUCACCUAACCAAGCAAUUGCUGAAGCUAGCGGAUGGCCGUGUUGUGCUGGCACUGGAGGGAGGACAUGACCUUACUGCCAUCUGUGAUGCAUCUGAAGCCUGUAUAAACGCCCUUUUAGGAAAUGAGCUGGAGCCUCUCCCAGAAGAUAUUGUGCACCAAAUCCCCAAUAUGAAUGCAAUAGCUUCUUUAAAAAAGACCACUGAAAUUCAAAGCAAGUACUGGAAGUCAGUGGAGCCAUACUCUGUGCCAGUGGAUUGUGCUCUGGCUGAGUCUCAGAAACAAGAGAGGGAGGAGACAGAAACGGUAUCUGCUAUGGCCUCUCUUUCAGUGGAUGUUGAGCAGUGUAUCCCUCAGGAAACCAGCAGAGCUGCUGGCGAGCCCAUGGAAGAAGAGCCAGCCUUGUGAAGUGCCAAGUCCUCCCUGAUAUUUCCUGUGGGUGACAUCAUUGUGUAUCCCCCCAAAGCACCCUCAGACAUGUCUUGUCUGCUGCUUGGGUGGCACAGAUCAGAUGGAACAUAAACACUGGGCACAAAACUCUGAAUAGCAGCUUCACUUGUUCUUUGGAUGGACUUGAAAGGGCCCUAAAGAUUCCUUAAAUGUAACCGCUACAAUUCUAGAGUUACAGUAAAAUGGGCUUGGGAGAAAGAGCCUAGAGCAUGCUUUUUAUAUGCUGUUUGACCCACUCACCAACAUAAAUUGUGAAAUAGGGUAUUACAAAAUUCUACAUGAUAGAUUAUAGAUAGGAGAAUUAAAACAGCCAGCAAAAUGCUCAGUAAACUCCAUGAAUCAGUUUCCGACAAUUUUUACUGGGUAAUUUUUUUCAUACUGUGUUAAAUUGUUAAUAGAAUUUGUUUUCUUCACUCUGUGUAAUG
Nestor notabilis (Kea) is the source of this 893-nucleotide messenger RNA. RefSeq names its product histone deacetylase 4-like. The coding region runs from base 1 to 426 and encodes 141 amino acids. Gene Ontology annotation, biological process: chromatin organization. Gene Ontology annotation, molecular function: histone deacetylase activity. The record is from RefSeq and is a predicted model, not a curated record. Lineage: Eukaryota; Metazoa; Chordata; Aves; Psittaciformes; Psittacidae. Gene Ontology annotation, cellular component: histone deacetylase complex. The transcript is spliced from 5 exons.